Metarhizium album ARSEF 1941 is the source of this 2154-nucleotide messenger RNA. Its product is annotated as Dynamin, GTPase domain protein. Gene Ontology annotation, molecular function: GTP binding; GTPase activity; microtubule binding. The transcript is spliced from 2 exons. Gene Ontology annotation, cellular component: microtubule; membrane; cytoplasm. Lineage: Eukaryota; Fungi; Ascomycota; Sordariomycetes; Hypocreales; Clavicipitaceae. Bases 1 to 2154 code for a protein of 717 amino acids. The record is from RefSeq and is a predicted model, not a curated record.
AUGCCGGGCACAGGAGGGACGCAGGGCGCCAAGGCGCUGACAAGCCCCGACCGGCUUCACAAGAUCGACCAGCUCCGCGAGAAGAACGUCGGCGCUCACAUGCCGCUGCCGCAACUGGUCGUCGUCGGCGACCAAAGCUCGGGCAAGUCGUCUCUCCUCGAGAGCCUGACUGGCAUUCCUUUCCCAAACGGCCAGGGCCUCUGCACGCGGUACGCCACCCAGAUCACGCACCGUCGUGAUGCUGUCCAGGCCAUCACUAUAACGAUCAUCCCGGGACCCGAUGCCGCCGACGAGGAAAAGGAGAGGCUCAAGGCCUACCAGGAGACGGUGGAGUCGACCGACGAGCUGGUCACCAGGUUUGAGUCGAUUCUGACCAAGCAUCGCAAACUCGAGGCCAAUGCUGCAAUGGGCAUCAGAAACGACCUCAACCCCGAGGGCGUCAGGACAUUCAGCCAGGACGUGCUCAAGAUUGAAAAGUGCGGUCCUGCGGAGGACUAUUUGACCGUCAUUGACGUCCCGGGCAUCUUUCGCAACACUGAAGAGGGCGUCACGACGGAGAGCGACAAGCGGCUUGUUCUUGACAUGGUCAAGAGCUACAUUGAGCAGGAGAGGACCGUGAUCCUCGCCGUCCUCCCCAGCACAGUCGACAUCAUGACCCAGGAAAUCCUCAAUCUUGCCGAGAGGUUCGACCAGUCCGGGGAGCGUACUCUGGGCGUCCUGACGAAGCCGGAUCUUCUGACCGAACGCAGCACCAAGGCCGUGGUCUGUGACUUGGUCAAUGGAAAGAAACGCCCUCUCAACCUUGGCUACUACGUCGUGCGGAACAGAGGUGCCGAUGAGGACAGCGAGGAUUCCCAGAGUUUCAGGGAACGUGAAGCCAUGUUCAAACAAGAACCCUGGUGCCAUCUCCCGCCCGACCGUGUCGGCAUUGUUGCUCUACGAGAACGGCUUCAGGAGCUGUUGGGCCACAUCACGGACCGAGCUUUCCCGAAGCUGAGAGCGCAAGCCCGAAAGAUGCUUGACGCCUGCAAGAAGGAGCUCGAUGAUCUGGGCUUUUCCAGACAGACUGAGCGUGAGCAGCAGCAGUAUCUGUGCGACAUUGCUGGUCAGUUUCAGACGGUUGUACGGGAUGCUCUCGGCGCCAAUUACACAUCCAACGAGACGCUCGAGAGCGAUGAGCUUCGUCUGAUUACGGACAUUGUGAACAUGACAGACGAGUUCAACCAGGAAUUCAGCCAACUGUCUCAAUCGCGGUUCUUUCAGCCUGUAGCCAGCGCCGACGAUGGAGAGUCGGAUGAUGGGAGACGUGCCCAUGGGGAACGACACCACCACGUCAACGAACCCGACGCCUCCAAGUUUCCGGAAUUGGAUUCCAUCAUAGAUACUCACUGGACUCCUGAACAGCCCGAGGGAGACAUUAUGGGUUGGAUCAAUCGCAUAUACCAUCGUUCGCGCGGAGCCGAUCUCACCACCUUUGGCCCUGGGCUUCUGCUGGGCGCUUUCCGGGAGCAGUCGAACAAGUGGGCGCCGUUUGUGAAGCUGUACAUGAGCAAAGUCAUCCUCAUCAUUCACAGAUUCGUCAUGACCGUGCUAGCCCGAGUUUGCCCGGACCCGAGGGUCCUUGACGAGCUCCAGUCGGCUUUGGAUGCUGAUCUCCGAGAGAGAUAUCAGGCGGGCAUGGAUCAAGCCCUGUUUCUCGUAAGCAUCGAGCGAGACAUGAAGCCGUACACUCUGAACCAAGCUUUCAGCCGCGAGCUGCAACGAUUACGCAGCUUGCGCAUCUCGGACAAACUAGGCGAGGACUUUAUCGACAGAUUCGACAGAAAAGUUGUCUACAUGGACAAGGUGAAGUCUGAGCUUGGAGGCAAGAACAACGUAAAGUAUACGGAGGAGGACAUUCACGACAUCCUACAAGUGUACUAUGACAUUGCGCGAGAGCGCUUCGUCGACUACGUCUACCGCCUGGCGGUCGACAACUGCCUGUUGUCUGGCCCAACAAGUCCGUUGUCGCUCUUCUCGGAGAAAUGGGUGCUGGCUUUGCAGACGCAGAGCCUCGCCUCGAUUGCUGGGGAAUCUCUUCGCGUCACAGGGAGGCGCGAUCAGCUCAACAAGAAGAUGCAGGAUCUUCAGAGUGCCAUUGAAAUUUUGCGAUGA